UGAUAAACGAUUAAGAUGGCGGAUGACCCUGCGACAGUAACGAUUGAGAGUCUGAGAAGUAGUUGUUAAAUUGUGAUUAUAUUUAAAGAACUAUUCAACAUGUCCUAUUGGAGUUUUCCCUCGUCACACCAAAGGGCAGGAGACUUGGUCCUUCUUUUUUUUAUCUUGCUGUGUUCCCUUUCAAUAGCCUUUGGAAUCAACUGUGAGAAUAAAACUAUCAUUGCUGCCUGCACGGAGUGUUCAGCAGGAACUUAUGCAAAUCAUAGUAUCCAAGCAUGUAUUUGUUGUAAACCUGGAAACUGUAUUGAGCUACAGAGCUGCCAGUAUUGUCCAGUGGGUUAUUUUCAACCAGAUCCAGGAAAAGAGAACUGCGAUCCUUGUGAUCUGGGGCAUUCUACCAAGGGCCAACAAGGGAAUACUCGGUGCUAUGCCUGUGAUAGAGGGAAGUAUGCAGAAGCACCUGGUCUUGGGGAGUGCAAAAAAUGUAAAAUAGGGACUUCUACUAAUGCAACUGGUAGUGUUGACUGUGAGCCUUGUGAAAAAGGACAUUUUACGAAUAGUACUGGAUCUUUUGAGUGUCAGCAAUGUAAUAAAGGGCAUUAUUGCAAUAAAAGUGGCUGUACAGAAUGUGACUCAUGUACACCUGGUAGUUAUACAAAUAGUUCGGGCACGAUAAAUUGUCAUAAGUGUCCAAUAGGUACUUUUCAAAGGGACCCUGGAGCGUCUAGCUGUGAUUUCUGUGAUGCUGGAUUUGAGGCAAGAACUGAAGGGAGAACCAAUUGUACUGGAUGCAGAAAUGGCACUUACAAAGGGGAUCGUGGAGGGGGUCUGUGCUCAUUGUGUCCACAAGGUCAGUUCUCUAAUUUAACAAACAGUACGGAGUGUACUCCAUGUGCUCCCGGAUACCAUGCCUCUGAGAGUGGUAGUCCACAUUGUCUACCAUGUCAGCCUGGAACAGUCUGCAAUGAUACAGGUUGUGUGCUUUGUGAUGGAUGUCCCGCUGGCCAUGACACAUCCAAGGCUGCCAGCACGGAAUGUACGGCCUGUCUACCUGGUAAUUUUAAGGCAGACUUUGGUAAAUCAAGAUGUGAGGUGUGUCGAACCGGCACAUAUAACCAGGUUGCAGGGUCCAUUUCAUGCACAGUUUGUCCAGAAGGGUACUUUUGUCCGUGUCCCACCUGCGGUCCACAGCGCUGUCCAAAAACUUCCAUCUGCCCAAGUGGCAGCCUUGAGCCUUACUCCUGUGAAGCUCCGUUUUAUGUUGUCGGCAGUGACCAGAAGUGUACGCCGUCUGAAGAAUUGAUAGCUCUGAUCGUUGGCUGCGGAGUCAUUGUUCUUGGUGCUGUUGUCUUCCUCGUGAUAAGUCUUGUGAAGAAACAACUGCAGGUACAGCAACUUGGUGUACCUAUAGAGACAUCUUCCACGUCAACACAGAGAUCGGAACGCCAGUCACUUAUCAGUAAAGGAGGUGAACCAAUCUACACAGGGUUAUAGUAGAAGUAAUCUAUGACUGGUCUAAGAUCAGUAGUGUACUUUAUCAACAGCAAUAAUUGGUGUUCUAAAACACCUUGGUUACAAUGUUUCAUGUUUAUAAUGGAUUGUGUAUCAGCUUGACCAGCGAGGUUUUGGUGAGACAACCUUAACAUGUUGGGUUUGUAUAAAAUGUGUCUAAGUCAGGCUUCUUUGCCGAAUUAUGCCCGAAAGUUUGAGAUGAUUCAGAAUAGAAAUUGAAGGGGGUUGUUUACACCCCAACCACUCUGGCUCCACUUAUGGGAAUAAUUGUGCAUAAUAUGGUGCUACCUCAGUUAUGUCUCUAUUGUAAUUGCCACAACGAUUAAUCGGUUUUGGUGUCCAGUGCAUCAUGGGGCCCACUUAAGGCUUCUAUGACAUGAUUUACAGCAAUGAUUUCACCCUAAACCGGUCCGUCUUAGCUUUAAAAAUGUGCAGUAAAAUGUGUCAUAGCAAAGUUGUUUGAUGAAAAGGAAAAAUCUUCCCUGCAUUUUUAUUGCUCAAAAUGAUCCUCAUUUCCACUGUAAAUAUCUGCUUUAUCCUGUAGUGGCUGCUUUAUCCUUCUUGGUUUAGCUAUGUAAUUAACAUGUUUAGCAAAAUAUAAAAAGUUUAGCAAUGUAUACAAACAUGUAGGGCAGUACUUGAGACCCUAGAAUUUCACUUCAGAGGUCUAUGGAUUCUAAUGGUGUCCUUCGUAAAGUGGUUUGAUACAGACUCUUGUCAAGGAAAAGUGCUAAGAAGCAUCAUUAUUAGUAUUAUAGACAUGCACAUGUUCAGUUCUGUAAGUGUUAUAGCCAUUACAUUUUGACUGCAACACUGUAUGUAGUCUAUGGCCAAUUGGAAAUCAGCUAAUUUACCAAACUUUUAGCUUUGUAACAAAUAGUGGUUUGCGGUAGUUAUGCCACCAGACGAUUACUAUUUCCAUUUACGAUAUUUGUCAAUCACUAAAAACAGUGAAAACAAUAGGAUUCUUCUUUGCUAAAGUUUACUGUAUGUGAUAUAAGAAAUUGUCUUUGAGGCAGCAUGUUGUACCAGAUGAACUAUAAUUUGUAAUACAAUUUCAUAAUUUUGUACAUUCAGAUGUAAGUUGAGAUGUUAUUUAUAAUAAAUGGGAGCUCCCUUCA
This is a messenger RNA of Lineus longissimus, 2633 nucleotides long. RefSeq names its product sushi, von Willebrand factor type A, EGF and pentraxin domain-containing protein 1-like. The record is from RefSeq and is a predicted model, not a curated record. The transcript is spliced from 12 exons. Lineage: Eukaryota; Metazoa; Nemertea; Pilidiophora; Heteronemertea; Lineidae. Bases 100 to 1494 code for a protein of 464 amino acids. Gene Ontology annotation, molecular function: protein binding.